AUGGAGGGUCAGAGCAUAUUGCUGACUUGUUCCCGCACCUGUGCAGAGAAUCUGAACUCCUAUUCAGGCUACAUCUGGUACAAGAACAGACUGCAAUUAAAUACCAGCCAAGUAAACUCGUUCUAUCUGUCUUUGCACCCAGUCAGUAAGGAGGAUGCAGGCAGCUAUGUUUGCGUCCUGAUUGGCUACAAAGACUUCCCCUCAUCUGCUGUCAAUCUCAUUGUCCAGAACAGGCCCAGAAGCAUAAUGUCUGGCGAAAGCGACGACAGCAGACACGAAAAUGACAGUCUACCACUUCCCAGGUCACCCAAAGGCAAGAGCUUGUUUCGAUUCCCUGUAGUGCUUGUUGCCAGUGUUUGCUUUGGACUGGCUGUUGUAAUAACAGUGGCUGUGCUGGGCCUCAAUAUAAAGAAGAAGAAGAAGAGGAGAAGAAGAUGCGCUGCUUCCACCCCGGCAGCUCCGGACCGCAACAAUCACAUUUACAUGACUCUUAAUAUCAACUCCAUGUCUCCUGAAUAUGACACAUUGGACGCAGUGAGAUGCAGCUUAGCCGAUGAGGCCGAUUAUGAGAACCUGCCUGGAAACUCCUUGAAAGGAGAGAGGGGUUUUGAAACAACCCGCCACCUCUGA
This is a messenger RNA of Stegastes partitus (bicolor damselfish), 630 nucleotides long. The record is from RefSeq and is a predicted model, not a curated record. NCBI's taxonomy places the organism in Eukaryota, Metazoa, Chordata, Actinopteri, Pomacentridae.